AUGGAGUCCGUGCCUCGAGCCCGAAGCGUGUCCAGCAGCGUCUCCCUCGCGUAUCCUCACAGCGUGACGGUCCAGACGCUGCUCAGCAGCAACGCAAACCCGCCCAGCAGCCGCACGUGGACGCCGAGCAGCGGGGGGUUUAAGUUCCCCGGCGAUGCUGACGACGUCGAGGAGCGAGAGCUCUUCGUCAACUACUACAACAGGCUGGCGGCAAAGAAUGGCACGAGUCCGGAGAGACGCGGCUGGUUCUUCCGCAUCUUUCGACCCUCGUCCGGCCAGUCGACCCCAAACAAGACCACUCCCGCGUGCCGAGCAGCGCACAAACGGAGUGUGUCUGACCUGGGGGCCUUCAUGCGGUGCAAGCCCGAGGCAUCCAAGGCUCUUGACCUCGCAGACAUAGUACGGCUGAGCGGGAAGAGCCUGCUGCAUCUUCCCCCCGAAUACGCCCCAUGCGUCCUGAAUCUGCCAACGUGCCUGCGGGCAACUGCUCACUACAUCGCCCAGAACGCCGCCACUCGAGGCCUUUUCCGUAUCCCGGGCUCAGUCAAAGUCGUUAACACCCUCUACGAUUACUACUGCAGUGCCCGCGAGAACACGUCUGAGGUCUCUGGAACCGUCCAUCUUGCCACCCUCCCGACGCACAUCCAGUAUCAGGUCCAGGAUGUCGCAUCCACCUUCAAGCGCUUCCUCUCCUGCUUGCCCGGCGGGAUCCUGGGAUCACUGGCGUUGUUUGAUGCCUUUCUUGCCAUUCAUUCGCAGCUCAAGGGCCAGCCAGAGUACCCAAGAACGAAGCAGACGAGGCUUCGCGCACGCCUCAUCGCGCUGGCUAUCGGCACCGUUCAGUCGCAGUUCCGCCGCGAGCUCAUUAUUGCCGUGUUUGGCCUGCUGAGCAUGAUCGGCAGGAUUGGCGAAGUCUCUCCGCGUGAAGAUGAGGAGGGCAGACCUCUCCCAACCCACGACCUCAUGGGAUACAACGCCCUCGGCAUAGUCUUUGGUCCGCUGCUGGUGGGAGAUCUGAUCGAUGGCUAUACCGUCAAGGAGACCACGCCAGAUUCUGGUCCGCUACUCGUCCCAAUAUCACCCAAGAAGCGCCGAGAUCGACAGAAAGCAAAGAAUGCCAAAGACCCCAAGGAGCCCAAGGACCCCAAAGCUGGUCACCACGAUGUUGACAAAGCCAUGGUGGCCGUCGAGAUUGCCGAGAUGCUGAUUGCCAACUGGCGAGAUGUCGUUCGCCAGAUGUUCGCCUUGGGCGCGCACCUUGACCAGGACACUGCGUCGACGCAGGCUCCUCUUGCAUCCGUGGCUGUAUCGCUGACGGCCAGCCUUGCCGCCGACUCGGAUGCGAUUGCAGCUCACGAAGGCAGCCCUGGGCCGGGAGCUUCUCCAGGAUCGCUUAAGCCAGGCAAGACGCGGCUAUUAAGACAGGGAAGCGGACGACAGACAUCUGCCACCCAUUUAAGCCCGACCCUAGAGGAAGGCCAUCAGGGAGAGGCUGAUCGCGGACGCCGUAUGUUCCACGCCGCUCACCAGCCACCCGCAGCCAAGGGCAAUGCCACGCCAGUCUCCAAGCCAUUGAUCUAG
This is a messenger RNA of Trichoderma citrinoviride, 1581 nucleotides long. RefSeq lists its product as hypothetical. The record is from RefSeq and is a predicted model, not a curated record. Gene Ontology annotation, biological process: signal transduction. Bases 1 to 1581 code for a protein of 526 amino acids. NCBI's taxonomy places the organism in Eukaryota, Fungi, Ascomycota, Sordariomycetes, Hypocreales, Hypocreaceae. The transcript has 2 exons.